Molecule: messenger RNA, 1335 nt
Organism: Hemicordylus capensis (graceful crag lizard)
Lineage: Eukaryota; Metazoa; Chordata; Lepidosauria; Squamata; Cordylidae
Product: forkhead box protein C1-like
Exons: 6
Coding region: 85-552 (155 amino acids)
Source: RefSeq, a predicted model, not a curated record
AUUCUAGAUAAGCUGCAGCAUCUUUGAUAAGUUGGCUGUCUUUGGCUGUCCGUUUAUCAUCAGCUUAUCAUCUUAGCUGUCAGGAUGCUUGGCUGCUGGUCAUGGGUGAACUGUAGGUCUCACCUAGAGGCAGAACCAAAGGAUGAAGAUGAAGAGGGGGCACAGACUGGUCAUCCCAGAAAUCUGACCCAUGUUGCUCCAUGUCCUGGGGGACCCAUGUUGCACCAUGUUCUGGGGGACCCUCUGGGGGAAGAGUCCAAUGAGGCAAACUUGGUGCCAGGACCCCUUCCAGGACUUCAUGUCCCCACUGACAUUCUGGGGAAAGAGCUCAAUGAGGAAACCUCAAUGCUAGGAUCCCUUCCAGAACCUCGCGUCCCCACAGAUAUUCUGGAGGAAGAGCUCAAUGAGGAAACGUCGGUGCCAGGAUCCCUUCCAGAACAUCACGUCCCCACUGAUAUUCUGGAGCAAGAGCUCAAUGAGGAAAUGACGGUGCCAAGAUCCCUUCCAGAAACCUUGCAUCACCAAUUACAUUCUGGGGGAAGAGCCCAAUGAAGCAACCUUGGUGCCAGGACUUCGUGUACCCACUGACGUUCUGGGGAAAGAGCUCAAUGAAGCAACCUCAGUGCCAGGAUCCCUUUCAGGUCCUCACAUUUCCACUGGUAUUCUGGAGGAAAUGCUCAAUGAGGAAACCUCAAUGCCAGGAUCUGUUCCAGGACCUCGCAUCCACAUUGAUAUUCUGGAGGGAGAACUCAAUGAGGCAACUUCAGUGCCAGGAUCCCUUCCAGCUUCUCAUGAUGUUCCUGAAGGCCCUGCUGCCUGUCUUUGCCCCCCUGGGUCCGGUUCAUCAUUAUCUUCUGCCUCGCUGGAAGUUGGCUCCAUCCCACCCUCCACCUCCACCUCUUCUUUCCUCCUGCAUCCCUCUUCCCCUCCUCCUCCUUCCCCACAUCCUCUAGAGCUAGAACUCAGCAAUGUAAAAGAAACGCUGCAGAGUUUGAUGGAUUUGCAGUUCCAUCAGCUGAAUGACCGCCAAAGACACCUCCGCAUCUGCCAGGAAUGUUUGCAAAACCUUAAGGCACUGAGGGGAGACCUCCGAAGACUGCAGAGCAGACUGGCGAGUGUGGAAGCCACUAUUGGGAUCCUGGUUCCUCCAAGGGAGCUGGAUGUUGAGGAGGAAAAAGAGGAAGACAAAAACCAGACAGUGCUUCAUCCAUAGGUAGCAAUAAAAUGCUGCAUAUUUAUUUUAAAAACAUUAAACAUUUGUUUUAAUAGGAUAGGAUGUAGAGAUAAAACAGCAAUAGAGCAUGCAUAUUUACUGCUUAAAAAUUAAAAAGUUGA